AAUAAAAAAGAAAAAGGUCAAAAAAAGCAAAGGUCAAGAAAGAAGCUCACUUGUGACCCCAUUCCUUAGAGCAAAAAGGGGUGUCAGAAAAAUGAACAAAGAGAUGGUAAAGUCUUUAGACAUACAGAAAAAAAGGUACCAACUAAGACAAGCUGUAAAUUGACGUUGUGCUUUUAAAACACCCAUCUAAAGACAACUGAAAAUUCAAAGACCAUUCACAGAGUUUGAAGAGACACAAGAUCUGAAGCAGAGAAAUCAACAUAACAGAGAAGAAGAAACAGAAAAGACCAUGAGAGGAAGAGAUCAAGCCAAAGGAGCGCCUUCAACAGAUCUGUUAGUAUGUUUUCCUACUAGAGCCCAUUUAACCUUAAUGCCAAAGCCCAUCUGCAGCCCAUCAAGACCUUCAGAAUCCAACAAGCGCCACCACUCCCACCACCACCGCCACCAGCACCAACACCGCCUUAAGAAAGCUGGUAACAGAGGUGGUGGUGGUGGCGGCGGCGGCCAAGCCAGCCCACUCCUAUGGGCAAAAACCAAACCAAUGGGCUCGGAGAUCUCAGAACCGACAUCCCCAAAAGUCACAUGCGCAGGGCAGAUCAAGGUCAGGCCCAAGCCCAGUUCAUGCAGGAAUUGGCAAUCGGUGAUGGAAGAGAUUGAAAGGCUUCACCACCACAGAAAACACAAGAAAAAACCUAGUUGGGUUGAAGCCUUGGGGAUCAAGAAAGAUGUCAUGCAGUUCUUAACAUGCUUACGAAGCAUCCGGUUCGAUUUUCGAUGUUUUGGCUCUUUUCCAACGUCUGAUAUCACUUCAGAUGAUGAUGAGGAAGAGGAAGAGUAUCAUGAAAACCAAGUGGAUGCUGAGGGAACUGAUGGAGAUGAAGCUUCAAGAACUGUCUUCUCCAAAUGGUUCAUGGUUCUACAAGACAACCAAAAUAAAAAAGAAGAGAGUAAAGCAAGAGAUAGGGUUUAUGGAGGUGAAGAGAGUGUUAGUAGUGCACCAUGUGCACCACCAUCAAAUGCACUCUUGCUCAUGCGUUGCCGGUCCGCUCCAGCCAAAAGCUGGUUAGAAGAAAGAGAAGAAGAAGAAGAAGAUGAUGAUGUUGAUGAAGAAGAAGAAAAACAUGAAGAAGAAAAAUUCGCGGCCACAGAAGAAGAGAUAAGAAAGAAGAAAGAGAACUUGGUGGUGAUGAGAUAUGACAGAGACUUGUAUAAAUUCUCAUCUGAGAUUGCAAAAGAGACUUGGGUUGUUGGUGGUGCAAGAGAUCCACUGUCAAGGAGUCGAAGUUGGAAGAGAUGAUAAAAUGGAUGACAAAGGUGACUGCUGAUUUAAUUUGCCAUUUUUUUUUUUUUUUUUUUCCUCUAUAUAGUUUGAUGUUUUGUUUAUUUUUAUAAUGUUAUGGGUGGUGUGAGAAAUCCAUAUCAAGCUAUCUUUGUUCUAGCAUACAUUUUUUUACUUCAAUUGUGAUUUGCUUUGACAGUGUAUAAUGUGUACAUAUUUUCUCACAUAUCAGUUGAUUAUAAAAGAUUUUUGCAGCUGCCA
Molecule: messenger RNA, 1540 nt
Organism: Cornus florida
Lineage: Eukaryota; Viridiplantae; Streptophyta; Magnoliopsida; Cornales; Cornaceae
Exons: 1
Coding region: 290-1297 (335 amino acids)
Source: RefSeq, a predicted model, not a curated record